GCGUUAUUAAACUGAUUAUCGGUGAAAAAGAGUAUUGAGUACACAAGCAUUUAAUAUUUCCACAACUCUAAUACUUUGUCAACAAAUAUUGAUUACAAAAUGAUUUCUACACAAACGGAUUUAAACGUGAAAGUUAAAAAGUCCGGGGAGAAGAUAUCUGAAAACAUACACAUUGUUGCGAAUGAUCCCUCUUUAGCAUUUUUUCGAAUUCAAGAGCACGUAAGAAAAGUCAUUCAGCCAAUUUUAGACAAACGAAUAGAGGUUAUUAUGCUUCAAAAAAACUUACAAGGACAUUGUUUUGAUAUGGAAUAUGCUGUAAGGGCAAUGAAGAAUAUCGAGUACUCAGAUGGCAUAUUUGAUCAAGUUCAGGAUGUGAUAAAAAAUUCAAUUUUUUUAAAACAACAAUUGAAAUACGAACAAAUCAAGAAUAAGCUGGAUAAGGAAACACAAAGGAAUUCAGUGUACAAACGAUUUUCCGCUCAUUUAGCUUUAGAUUUGCCAGAUUUUACAGAUAUAACUGGAGUAAUGAGAGAUACAAGUUCUCGAAUGGAAACAAUGAUUACAUUAAACAAGAAUGAUACAACUUAUUCUCCUAACAACAUAGAGCUACAUAGAUCACAUACUACUUUACACUAAAAUUUAGAACAAAAUAACAAAAUUUGUAUCAAAAACAAUUUUAAAAAUUUUCGAAAUCGU
Calliphora vicina (urban bluebottle blowfly) is the source of this 696-nucleotide messenger RNA. RefSeq names its product BLOC-1-related complex subunit 8 homolog. The transcript is spliced from 3 exons. Lineage: Eukaryota; Metazoa; Arthropoda; Insecta; Diptera; Calliphoridae. The record is from RefSeq and is a predicted model, not a curated record. Gene Ontology annotation, cellular component: BORC complex. Bases 100 to 636 code for a protein of 178 amino acids.